Molecule: messenger RNA, 994 nt
Organism: Prorocentrum cordatum
Lineage: Eukaryota; Dinophyceae; Prorocentrales; Prorocentraceae
Source: the annotation of a GenBank genome assembly
AUGGCGGCGGACGCCCGGUGGGUGUCGCACUACGCGCCGUACGGCGCCGCCCACGGAAAGCCGGCGGCCCGCGGCGGCGGUCACCAGGGCCUGCUCUCCCGCCUGGGCGCGGACGCGGGGCACCACCUGGCGAAGGACCCCUGGCUCCACGCCGCGCCGGAGAGCGCCCCCCGCCCCGACGGCCCGCGCGGCGCCCCGCACGGGGACCCGGAGGACCUGCCCGCAGGCCCUCCAAGGCGAGGGCAUUUCCUGGGAGCGGCUCGGCUGGUGGGCCCGCAACAGCACGGAGGAGCGGCCGGUCCUCCACGGCCUCUUCGGGCGGGCGCCUGCCGGGCAGCUCACGGCGGUGAUGGGCCCCUCGGGCAGCGGGAAGACGACGCUGCUGGACAUCCUUGCCAUGCGCAAGACGGUGGGCCGCACGGAGGGGUCGGUGCGCGUCAACGGCCAGGAGCGCCGCCCCGGCGCGUACCAGAGGGCCAGCGCCUUCAUCCUGCAGGAGAGCUCCCUGCUGCCGACCCUCACGGUGGCCGAGACGAUGUGGUACCACGCCGAGAUGGUCCUGCCCCGCGGCCUCCCCGCGGCCCAGCGCCGCGAGCGCGUCGACAGCGCGCUGAGUCUCGUGGGCCUCCCGGAGGCGAAGGCCACCCUGGUGGGCGGCCCCCUGCCAGGGGGCUACGGCCUGCACGGCCUGUCCAGCGGGGAGCGCAAGAGGCUGAGCAUUGCCGCCGCCAUGCUGACGAAGCCGGUGCUGGUUUUCGCGGACGAGCCGACGAGCGGCAUCGAUUCGUUCGCCAGUCUCCGCGUCACCGAGGUGCUGAAGGAGCUGGCGGCGGGGGGCCGUGCCGUGGUGGUCACGCUGCACCAGCCGAGGGACGCGGUUUGGCGCCUCUUCGACCGGCUGUACCUGCUGUCCGAGGACCGCCACGGCCCCGCCUCCGCGGGCCGCGGCCCCGCAGUUGUGGGCCGCGGCCUCUGGCCGCGGCCCCGGUCUCGC